Indicator indicator is the source of this 2523-nucleotide messenger RNA. RefSeq names its product MAP7 domain containing 3 (gene MAP7D3). Gene Ontology annotation, biological process: microtubule cytoskeleton organization. The coding region runs from base 1 to 2523 and encodes 840 amino acids. The transcript is spliced from 19 exons. Lineage: Eukaryota; Metazoa; Chordata; Aves; Piciformes; Indicatoridae. The record is from RefSeq and is a predicted model, not a curated record. Gene Ontology annotation, cellular component: microtubule cytoskeleton.
AUGGAGUCAUUCUUUCUUACAGUUGCUGCAGCCCAAGCCAUAGCAGAAGAAAGAAGAAUCCAAAGUGGCAUUAGCCCUCUUGCAGUCCAGACCUCAAUAAACAUCAAGACAGCAACUAAACCAGUGAUAGAUGGCUCCACUCUGAGAACAGAAGAAAGACAAAGACUGGCCAGGGAGCGUAGAGAAGAGCGAGAAAAGCAACAUGCUGCCAAAGAGACACAGAUCCUGGAAAAGGAGAGAAAAGCAAAACUCCAGUAUGAAAAACAGUUAGAAGAAAGGCAGAGGAAGCUAAAAGAGCAGAAGCAGAAAGAGGAACAACGGAGGGCAGCAGUAGAAGAAAAGAGAAAACAAAAAAUAGAGGAGGAAAAGGAGCGAUACGAAGCUGUUAUGCAUCGCACCUUGGAACGGAACCAGCGACUGGAGACACGACAGAAGAGGUGGUCGUGGGGAGGCUCUGUCACUCCAGAUUCAGAGAGCAAACCUGAACAACAGACUGCUGAUGAAGGUGGAACUGAUGGCAGCAAGAGGUCCACCUCCACAGCAAACCUGAAGCAGACAGAAGCUGUCGUCAGCAAGCGGUUGUCAUCCUCUGCCGCGCUUCUCAACGCUUCUGAUCGAGGUACCACAAAGAGGAGUGCCUCAUUAAACAGACUGAAUAACAAAGUUCCUCUGCAUUCGCAGCAGUCAGCACUCAAAGGUUCACAGGUGGAACAGAAAGGAGGAACAGAGAAGAAGAGGAGCACAUCUUUGAGUAGAAUGAGUAGUAAACCCCAAUCCUCUCCAGACCUAGAAAAAGUGAAAAAGGAAGAAAAAACAGCUCGUCGCUCCCAGCUCAGUCCCCUGGACAGUAGCGUAAUCAGUCGCCUCCUCGCCCCCACACAGGCCUCUUUAGCUAGGAGUAAAAGUGCUGCUACAUUGUCGGCUGAUGGACAAGAUCCCUCAGAAUCUCACCUCUGUCCUCGUUCAGCUUCAGCCAGUUCCGUCAAUUCCCCAGCUCCUAAAGUGCCCGUGCGCAGUCGUAGCAUCGACAGAUUGAAGUCUUCUCUAUCUUCAUCUGAUGCAAGCUCACCAGAUUCAACUCAGAAAUCAGAAGCUGACAAACCAUCGCCAGGUUCUGGUUUCAGGCGCCCUCCCUCACCGUCUGUGUCUGUCCAUAGAAGAUCCCCUUCUCCUGCUAAUGUGGUGAAGCGUCCUCCAUCACCAUCCACACUUAGGCAAAAGACUCGCCCACCUUCACCUAGUGUGUCAAAACAAAGGCCACCAUCUCCUACUCCAGUCUCUAAACCAGCACCCAUCCAACGUCCACCUCUCACACCAGGUGUUAUAAACAUUACCAAAAAGAAAACUGAAGUAGAGAGCAAACCAAAAGAUAAGAGCACAGAAGGAACAGGGCAAGAACAAGGUGCUUCACCAGCCUUGGACAGGGAUGCCAUUGCAGCUAGCACAAAGACCAAAGAAGAAUCAGGUAGCAAAUCAGUAGCAGGGACCACCACAGCUGAGGAAGCUGCUAAAAUCUUAGCAGAGAAACGGCGUCUAGCACGGGAGCAAAGGGAGCGUGAAGACCAAGAAAGAAUGCAGAGACAGGAAGAGGAGAGAAUCAGAGAAGAAGAGAUGGCCAAGAGAGCACUGGAGGAAAAGGCACGGCGGGAGGAAGAGCUCCUCAAGCAGGAGGAAGAAAAGAAACUGGCUCAUGAAGAGCAACAAAGACAAGCUGAGGAGGAGAGGAUCUGCAGAGAGCAGGAGGAGCAGGAGAAGCUUGCAGAGCUUCAGCACCAGAGAGAAGAAGCCGAAGCAAAAGCUCAAGAAGAGGCUGAAAGACAGCGGCUGGAAAGGGAGAGAAUUAUGCAGCAAAAUAUGCAGGAAAGGCUUGAAAGAAAAAAGAGGAUUGAAGAAAUAAUGAAGAGGACACGGAAAUCGGAUCAAAACGAAGCCAAGUUGCAGAAUGAAGGGAAGGCUGCCUCUGAGGCUAUGGAGGGAGAGGAUAUUGAAGAGGAGGAAGAGCUGAGUCUUGAGAAGACUGAUCAGCCAGGAAAGCUAAAUGGUGUUGACUUACCCCAGGACGUCAAGGAGGAGGAAGAGGGUGGUUUAGAAACUGCACACAGCUUAAUCUCUGCAGAGUGUGAGGAACAAGAUGUGUCAGAGCUGAAGGCCAGUGAAGUGUUUAUGAAUGGAGGUGACCUGCAAAGUGUUGCUGAAUUACAGGAUUCCAGUCAUCCUGCGGAAGAAGUGGUUGUUGAUGACCCAGUGAAGUUGGGGGUUAAUGAAGCUGAUCAUACAAUUGGAUUUAUUCAGAAUCUGAAUGGCAAAUCUGGCUCCUGGACUUUUGAGGAGUUCAUUGAUGUUGGAGUACAUUCCAGGUCGGCCAAGCUGAGCUCAGACAGCAUCUCUGCUGGGGACUGUAAACACAACUUGAAUGAUGCUGCUGCUACAUUACCUUCUAGUCCCAAGUUGGCUUUUGAGGAAGAUGGUGCAGUGAAUUCAUUGACCAAACCUAUAGAUGCUUCAUCAGGUAAUCCAAGCUGA